GGCCAGGCUCCCGCUGGCCAGCGCAACGCACUGGCUGGCCCGGCCGGGGACAGUCGGGAAGGCGGCGCCAGCCGGUGGGGCGGGGGCCCCGAAGUAGGUUUUGGGCCGCCACCCGCUCUGGCACUGGGCAGAGAGGGCGGCACGCAGUGCGCUCCGUGCCCGGGCACCGCACCGGGCUUGUCUCGGUAUCUGCCAUUCUGCCCCAGCCAGGAAAACCAGGCGCCUUCCAGGCCCUCCGAAAGAUGGAUUCUGUUGACGUAUCUGGCGUCCCUGGCGAGAAGGGUGGAAAGUUGGGUUUUGCCAGAUCGUGCUGGGAUCUUCUUUGUGCCGCUGAGCAAGUCCCGCAUCCCGUUGGAGCAGGGCCACGUGGCACCGGAGCCAAGUGAUGGAUGACCUGCAGUCCCAGAACCUUUCCAUGGACAUGACUGACUCCCCUCCCACUUUGGCUAAUAACAGACUGGAGAACGGCAUGGCCCAGCUGAUAACUACAGAGGCUUGGAACAUCAACUCCACUGACCUGGUAAAGAAGGCCCUGGUGACCGUGCCAGCCCCAUCAAUUCUGAACCCCCCAGCUGAGUCCCAGAGUGGCAUGGCUCUGAAGGUAGCAGCCACCGUGCUGCAGCCCCUGUGCCUUGGGGAAAGUCCGGUGGUGAUGCCCAUUCACAUGCAGGUGGAGGGAAGCUCUGCGCCUGAGCUCAACCCCAACGGCAAUGCUACCUACGUUAUGACAACACAAGGCCCCGUGCAGCUACCCGUGGUGUUGGAACAGCAUGUUUUCCAGCACCUCAACUCCCCUCUAGUCCUGCCACAGGAAGCCCCGUGCUCCUCCAACGCUAUCCACAACAACCUCUUCCAGGGGGCUGAGGACUCUGAGGCCCAGCCUCAGCUCCUGGACCUGAGGAUCCCAAGUCAACCACAGGAGCCGACACUGCCUUUUGAAGCUGUGCUCCAGAAUUUAUUCCCCACCCAAGGCUCUCUGGGCCCUCCACCCUGCCAGCCUCCUCCUGGCUAUGCUCCAGUGCCUCCCCAGCCCUUUAACUCGUCCUUGUCCCCCCUAGUCCCACCAGCUACCCUCUUGGUGCCCUAUCCUGUGAUUGUCCCCUUGCCAGUUCCAGUGCCCAUCCCCAUCCCUGUCCCAGUGCCUCAGAGUUCUGAAUCCAAGUUCAGUCCCAGUUUUCCCAAGCCGCCAUCUUCCUUUGGCCUGCACUCCUUUAAAGGUACCCAGACCACUCUGGAAAAGGAUGAACUGAAGCCCUUAGACAUCCUCCAGCCAAAGGAGUAUUUCCAGCUCAGCCGUCACACAGUCAUCAAGAUGGGGAGUGAGAAUGAGGCUCUGGAUCUGUCCAUGAAGUCAGUGCCCUGGCUCAAGGCUGGGGAAGCUAGCCCCCCAGUCUUUCAAGAGGAUGCAGCCCUAGAUCUGUCUUUGGCAGCCCACCGAAAAGCUGAGGCUCCUCCAGAGACAUUGUAUAAAAGCAGUGGGUCAGCAGACACCCAGGGUCUCGCCAUGCUGGAGAAACUUCCCAGUGGUAUGGAAAUGCCCUUUGCCCAUGCCAAGUCUCGUGAGGCCUCAGCCAUGAUGGAUAGCCACAGCAGCAGCAGCAAUGGCACUGAGAUGGUCAGUCAGCCCAGCCAUCCUGGCAGUGAAUUGAAGGCUGAAAAUAACAUUGAGAUCGUAGGUGAGUCUCAGGCAGCCAAGGUCAUUGUAUCAGUUGAAGAUGCCGUGCCUGCCAUCUUCUGUGGCAAGAUUAAAGGCCUCUCAGGUGUAUCCACCAAAAACUUCUCCUUCAAAAGAGAAGACUCUGUGCUUCAGGGUUAUGAUAUCAACAGCCAAGGAGAAGAGUCCCUGGGAAACGCUGAGCCCCUUAGGAAAUCCAUCAAAAAUCGGAGCAUAAAGUUAAAGAAAGUGAACUCCCAGGAAAUACACAUGCUCCCAAUUAAAAAACAACGGCUGGCCACCUUUUUCCCAAGAAAGUAAAUAAGGGCUUUAAAACAUUUUUAUGAUUACUACGUGGGGAAAGGUGCAUUGUUUUUUUUUAAAGGCAUCUUAAACAAACUAUCUUUGUUAAUUAUUUUGGGGCAUAGGUGGGAGCAGAAAGGCAAAUUAGCUAGUAUCAUUUUCUUUUUUAAUUUUUGACUUUUCACAAAUGAGUAAAUAAGAGCAACCUAUUUUUCAAGCAGAUUGCACAUUUUUUUGCAGCUUUAAUGGAAUAUUGGGUGAAUCAGAGGGGUGAGAGCUAUUUUCAUUGCCACAAAGUGCUUUGAUGAUGUAAUACCUAAUAAAGGGUAGGAUGAAUAUUUCACAAUAAAUGUUUGUUUGCACUAA
Molecule: messenger RNA, 2323 nt
Organism: Mastomys coucha (southern multimammate mouse)
Lineage: Eukaryota; Metazoa; Chordata; Mammalia; Rodentia; Muridae
Gene: Rai2
Product: retinoic acid induced 2
Exons: 2
Coding region: 386-1975 (529 amino acids)
Biological process (GO): animal organ development
Cellular component (GO): nucleus
Source: RefSeq, a predicted model, not a curated record